Molecule: messenger RNA, 2053 nt
Organism: Vespa crabro (European hornet)
Lineage: Eukaryota; Metazoa; Arthropoda; Insecta; Hymenoptera; Vespidae
Gene: sosie
Product: low-density lipoprotein receptor 1
Exons: 4
Coding region: 426-947 (173 amino acids)
Source: RefSeq, a predicted model, not a curated record
CUUGCAACACGCAGUCUACGAAUCAGAGCUAAUACCCUACCACUUCUGACUUCUUGCUAUGUAAAGGAAAUUCAUGUGAAAGCUUUUUCCAUUCGCAAAGAGUGAAACGUUAAGAAAAGAAGUUGUAUCGUUUAAGGGUUUCACAUUGAUAACGAUAUUUCGCGAGAAAAGUAGGAGGUUUCGUUGUAAGAACGGUGUGGGAAUAAGAAAAUAGAAGACAAAGAAAAAAAAAACAAACAAACAAACAAACAAACAAACAAAAAAAAAAAGAAAGGACAAAAAAGUGCGACUGUUCUCUUCUUUUUCACUUUGCAAAUUAUUAAAAAUCUAUCGUUUUUGCGUUAAGUGUUAUAACGUGUCGAACGUGACCGAAGAGUGAUAGCGACACUUCAAAAAGAGUUCUCCAAAGAGUAUAUUCAUUUUCAAUGAAAAAUAUGAAGGAAGGAAUGAAUUUUUGGAUUUGUACUUCGGCUAUUUUAAUUGUUUUCGUAAUUUUACCAUCUACGAGCUACUCUCUUACAACUUUUGGAAAGACCAAUUCGCAAAAUCAAAAUCAAAAUCCACCACCGCCUCCUACUCCGGUAGGAAAGGCGCGAGAAUGUAGAUCAGAAUCGGAUUGUGCUGGAAUUCAAAAUACUACGUGUUUGGCCGAUCAAAGGGAUGGAAAGACUCGUUGUCUUUGUGGUGAUUACAAUGCUCCUGUAAACGGUGCUUGUACCAACAAAUACAAAGCUAUCAGGGCAUCUUGCAACGAUGAUAAUGAAUGUAUCGAAGGGGCGCAUUGUACCGUUAAAGGAAAUAACACUACCUCCGGAAAACGUUGUUAUUGUCGCGAAGGAUACGUCGAGAAUAAUUUGAUGUGCAGCGGCUGUUCAUCCAUCUUCUCACUUUCCUGGAUGAUAUUUCUUGUUACAACGUUGCUCUUAGGAAGGAUUAAUUAUUUAUAAAUCCUUCGAUACGUUUAAAAGAAAAUUCUUGUAAAAUGUAAUUAUUUAAAAAUCUUCAUUUUUCUUUUUGCUUAAUUACAAUGACGUACUUAUAUAAAAGUGUCAAUAGCGAUUGACGAGUUAGUGAACAAUUUUUUUUUUUUAAACUCGUACACUCGACUAAAAAAGAUAUUAAAUAUUUGGUACCUUCUGUACGUUCCACGUAUAUUAAACAUUUUCCAAUAUCAUAUUUUCAUCUGAUUCGAUUUACUUAACGAAAGAAUGUAUAGAGUUUUUUUAUUUUUUCUAACGUAUUUCAUUACGUUUAGUUACAGUCGUUAGACGUAUUAAACACUCGAUGCAUCAUAUUUCUAUAUUAACAAAACUUUGACUAGCGAAUUCGUUUACAUUAGGAGCAACCAACUCAAUGAAAUAUGAAUUUCAGAUGAAAAUAAAUUCAUUAGUAUGCGAUCGAUAAGAUGUAAGUCACAAAAUGUGAAAUAUACGACACAUCACCGAAUUUUCUUAUUACGUAUCGAAGUGUGCUCAUGAAUCAAAAAAAAAAAUAUAUAUAUAUAUAUAUAUUUAUAUUUACAUAUAUUUAACGACGUACGUGAUUCAGACUGUAUUUAAAUAGUAGGUUUCAAAUUUAUUUAUUAUCUAUAAUAUGCAAUUUAUUUUUACUAUGACAUGAUUAGGCUUGAAUUAAUAAAUUAAUACGUCUGAAAUUCUUUAAUAGAAUUUAUAGAAAAAUUAUUCUCUAUUGUCAAUAUUUUAAUCUCUGGAGUAUAUCUACACUGAAUAAUAGUACAAUGUGUAUUUUCUAUCUUGUUCUUUACUUAAAAUUAGUAGUAGGCGUGAAGUCUGCAUAUGCCAAUGAUGCCUUAAUGUACCAAAGAUAUUGCACUAGAGGAAUAUCGUUAAUUAUUUAAGCUAAUGCAUAUAUUAAAAGAAGAUAUAUAGUAUCGAUGAUCGCAAUAUUUACUUUAGUAUUAGUGCCUUUUGUAAAGUUUGUAAUUUGAUAAUGAUUUAACAAAUUUAUGACACACACUCUCUCUCUCUCUCUCUCCUCUUCGAUUAUGUACUUACUUCGAUUUCUCAUGCACGAAUAAAUUUUGAAAUCCUUA